AUGCCUUCGUACGCUGUAAUUGGAGGCUCGCGCGGCAUAGGCCUCGAGUUCGUGCGUCAGCUGUCCUCCAACCCUGAGAACACUGUAUUCGUGACUGUGCGCAACCGAAACAGUUCCACAUACCUUGCGGAGCUAGUCGCGCAAUCCGGACACCAAAACAUACAUGUGCUGGAAGCCGAUGUUGUCGACCAUCGCGCCCUGAAGGCUGCUGCAGAGGAGGUAGUGAAGGCCACUGGAGGGUCGCUCGACGUACUCAUCAACAAUGCAGCUCGGACGGAGGCUCACAAUGCAUUCAAAGGGCUCUUGGAUUACGAGGACGAAGACGCAUCAGACGCAGAGUUUCUGGAGUCGUUCAAGAUCAACGUGCUCGGCUUUGUCCACUCGGUCAACACCUUCCUGCCCCUUCUGCGCAAGGGAUCCGCGAAGAAAAUCGUGCUCAUAGGCUCUCAGGGUGGCGAGCGCGAUUUUGUGUGGGAGGCGCGCAUGCCCAACAUGACUGCGUACAGCACGACUAAGGCGGCGGCGCAUAUGGUGAUGGCUAAGUAUGCCGUGCUACUGGAGAAGGAGGGGUUCGUUGUCACGUCGCUCUGCCCUGGAAUCGUAGACGUCACCACGACCGCCUCAAGUGAAUGUGGGUCGUUUACUCUCGCACACAUCAGGGGCCGCAUCGAGCUGAUCGCUAAUGCUGUUCUUCUAGAUAAGCAGAUUUGGAAGAAAGAAGUCGAGGCGCAGCAAGCGGAUUUCCGCAAGGCAGUACCAGAUUUCAAGUUCGAGCCGCAAUCUCCGGAAGGCUCUGUGACUACCUUGCUUCGUACUAUCGCAGCUCUCGACUCGUCGGAAUGUGGGAAAUUCUUAUCGCACGGGGAGCAGGUUGCUGCGCAGAAUCAGGGAAAAAGUUAG
Postia placenta MAD-698-R-SB12 is the source of this 900-nucleotide messenger RNA. RefSeq lists its product as hypothetical. Gene Ontology annotation, molecular function: oxidoreductase activity. The transcript has 5 exons. The coding region runs from base 1 to 900 and encodes 299 amino acids. The record is from RefSeq and is a predicted model, not a curated record. Lineage: Eukaryota; Fungi; Basidiomycota; Agaricomycetes; Polyporales; Adustoporiaceae.